Messenger RNA from Penaeus chinensis, 940 nucleotides. Its product is annotated as four-domain proteases inhibitor-like. Gene Ontology annotation, molecular function: protein binding. The record is from RefSeq and is a predicted model, not a curated record. The transcript is spliced from 8 exons. Bases 42 to 845 code for a protein of 267 amino acids. NCBI's taxonomy places the organism in Eukaryota, Metazoa, Arthropoda, Malacostraca, Decapoda, Penaeidae.
UCUAAGGCAUACAUAGGAGGCCUUGCUGUGGAUCUGCAGUCAUGACGGGGUAUUUCUGUGUACUGGUGAUGAUGUUUUCAACUUCAACUGCCCAUUAUUUACAUACCAGUAGCAAGAGGUGCGUGGCGACCUGCCCUGACCUCAGCGACCCCGUGUGUGGCAGUAACCAGGUCACCUAUGAUAACGACUGCCUCUUGGAGCGAGCACAGUGCGAAGACCUCAGUUUGCACAAGAUCGCGGAAGGACCCUGUGAAUGCAACCCGAUUUGCAACGACGAGCAAGCCAGUGUGUGCGGGAGCGACGGCAAGACGUACGAGAGCGCGUGCAACUUGCAGAGAACCAGAUGCAAGGACAAUCCCACGCUCCAGCAAGUGGCUCAAGGACCUUGCUACAACCAGCCCAAGUGCGUGACGACCUGCCAACGAGCGUACGACCCUGUGUGUGGAAGCGACGGCAAAACGUACCAGAACGACUGCGCUCUGGAAGUCAUGACCUGCGCGAAGCCCGAGCUCUAUAAGGUGGCGAAUUGUCAGUGCGUCCCGGAGUGUCCCAAAGUCGGGUGCACGAGGGAGUACAAGCCAGUGUGUGGGAGUGACGGAGUUACGUACGAUAACAACUGUCUCUUUAGCAACGCUCGCUGUAGGGAUUCUUCGUUGAGAGUGCUGAAGAUCGGAGUGUGUGACUUGGAUAACUGUGAAUUGACGCUGUGCACGACGGACUAUGAGCCGGUGUGCGGGAGCGACGGUGCCACGUACGGGAACCAGUGCCAGUUUGACAUUGCAGUGUGCAAGGAUGCGUUGUUGGUCAAGGCUGGAGAUGGGGAAUGCUCGUCUGUCUUGCAGUAAAGCAGCUCGGAUAGUCAUCAAGAGGAAUUAUCUAAUGUAUUUUACGAAAAUUAUUGAUAUUACUGUAUAUGGUGCAAUAUAAUGGUAAUGUUAAA